ACUGCUUUAAAUUCUUGCAAUAGUUAUUGUCCUAUGACUAGUCGCGAUGGACGGUCUCAAAGUGCUGCCUCUCAACAAGCUAAUAACGAAAGUAACAUAGAUGGCCAUGUUUUGAUUGACACUACGUCGCUCCAGCCUCAGCAGCCAUCAGCUCAAGCUGAUGAGAGAAGGGAAAAUGCUAAUUUGAGCUCGGAUAAUCGUACUGGAGGGAUGUCAAGGAAGGAUCCGUCAAACAUCUUACCAGGCUUCUCGUCGCCAAAAUAUAAAAUUUGUUUGGAAUGGAAAGAUAUUUUGCUGGAAAUUGACCAGAUAGUCAAAAAAUCAUUACUUCACCAUAGAAUGACGAAAAUGACUAUCUUAAAUCACGUUAGUGGGCUUGCCUUACCUGGUGAAUUUUGGGCGAUUAUGGGUCCUACUGGAUGCGGUAAGACGACAUUACUGAAUAUUCUUUCAGGGCGUAAAAAAUCUGGCGUUUCUGGUCAGGUACUUGUGAACGGAAAUCCCAGAGAUAGGAACUGGAAGCGCCAGAUUUCUUAUGUUCUUCAAGAUGACAUAUUGUUUCCUUAUUUUACCGUCUACGAGACGCUGCUAUUUCAAGCAAAUAUCCGUCUUGGAAAUGACAUUUCGACUGAAGAAAAAAAAAAAAAAGUGGAAGAAUUGAUUUUCUUGCUUAGACUUAGUAACGCCCACAAUACGGUUAUUGGAAACCAGUUCAUUAGAGGGAUAUCCGGUGGUGAACGCAAGCGAGUCAAUAUUGGUAUUCAGCUCUUGACGGAAUCCGGUAUGAUAUUCCUAGACGAGCCGACAUCAGGUCUGGACGCGACUUCUGCAUUUCACGUUAUCAAAAUAUUGAAAGGGCUUGUCAAUAAUGGAUAUACCGUAAUUACGACAAUCCACCAGCCCAGCAUUGAAAUAUUCGAAUUAUUUGACAAGCUACUCCUGAUGCUUGAUGGAAACGUUAUUUAUUCUGGACCAGCUAGUAAAUUGCACGAUUAUCUCGCCUCGAUUAGAAUAAACUGCCCGCCUACAAGAAAUCCUGCAGAUUAUGCCAUGGAAUUGAUCAUGAUAAACAGGGUACCAAGAGGCGUAAAAAAAAAUGCUAGAGAGUACUUUAUCGAAAACUGGAAUUUGCGCUCAAAGGACUUGGAAAGGCCAGAUUCCGAUAAAGAGGUCGUCGCAAGUAUGAAGGAUAAACCACUAAUCGGAAUCAAGUACCCACCUGGAUAUUUUAAUAUUUUCUUGUCUCUGGUUAGACGUUCUUUAUACAUGAGUAUUGGUGCAUAUCUUUUUCCAUUACCUAUUAUACAAACUCUCGUCAUUGCGAUUGUCUAUGGUCUGAUUUGGCUUCAGACUCCUCGUAAUGAAGCAAAUUUCCAAAAUCGAACGGGCGCACUCUUUUUCCUUCUCCUUUUUACUGGAGGAUUCAACCCUGUUCUCACCGCUCUCUAUUCGUUUCCUAUGGAACGACCAAUCAUUCUUCGAGAACGGUCGGAAGGUGCCUAUCCGAUUUCUGCCUAUCUCCUUGCCAAAACCCUCUCUGAAGCCCCUCUUGAACAAAUUUAUCCUCUGGCAUUUCUUCUGAUAACCUACUGGAUGGUCGGCUUCAACCCUCGUUUUACUAACUUUCUACUCAUCUGGGUCAUUCUAAUUUUUUUAACCUGGUCUUCUUCUGGACUUGGGCUCGCGAUCUCCUCCGUCAUCUAUAACAUCAAAGCGUCCACGACUAUGGCCAUCAUUGUCUUGCUCACGAUGAUUUUGACCUCUGGAUUUUAUGUGGCCUUCGAAUCCAUCAAAAAAUGGAUCAGCUGGCUCGGGUAUCUAUCCUACAUAAAAUACGCAUUCGACGGCGUAAUACUUGUAGAAAUAGGAGUUGAUGAGGUUGCUCAACAACAAACAGCCCCCAUCGACUUGUUCGUCAGAAAUUAUGGUGCAGUAUUAGGAAUUUUAAUCGGUUAUGCAAUUUUUUUUAGAGUUCUUGCCUACGUAUUCCUGAAGUUUUUUUUCAAAGCAAAAGAAUAAGAACUAUGGCAAGCUUUUCAUGUUGUGCAUUGACGGUUCCGCCCCUUGUUACAGUCAAAAUAGAGCCCAUUGUACUUAUCGUUUGAUCUUAUCAAUAAAAGAGUUUUAAAUACGAAAUGUUGUGUCUGCUCCAGCCCGACGAAAUACCUUGGCUCUGAUUGAGACCUUAGGAUUGUAUGCUAAACCCAAAUGUACCCAGAAUUAAAACCUGCUUUUAGUUCGAACAGACUGAUCUUGAGCUAGAUCUGACCGUUAAAACUAGUGGAUAUGGACAAUGCCUGACCCAUAUGCUUAAUUUUAUGUCUAUGUGUAAAA
Messenger RNA from Schistocerca gregaria, 2334 nucleotides. RefSeq lists its product as uncharacterized. The transcript has a single exon. Lineage: Eukaryota; Metazoa; Arthropoda; Insecta; Orthoptera; Acrididae. The record is from RefSeq and is a predicted model, not a curated record. Gene Ontology annotation, cellular component: plasma membrane. Gene Ontology annotation, molecular function: ATP hydrolysis activity; ATP binding; ABC-type transporter activity. The coding region runs from base 34 to 2019 and encodes 661 amino acids.